Leptinotarsa decemlineata (Colorado potato beetle) is the source of this 723-nucleotide messenger RNA. Its product is annotated as NADH-quinone oxidoreductase subunit B. The record is from RefSeq and is a predicted model, not a curated record. Gene Ontology annotation, biological process: aerobic respiration; electron transport coupled proton transport; mitochondrial respiratory chain complex I assembly. Gene Ontology annotation, cellular component: respiratory chain complex I. NCBI's taxonomy places the organism in Eukaryota, Metazoa, Arthropoda, Insecta, Coleoptera, Chrysomelidae. Gene Ontology annotation, molecular function: 4 iron, 4 sulfur cluster binding; quinone binding; NADH dehydrogenase (ubiquinone) activity.
GAUUGACAGGAAUUUAAUACUUGUCAAAAUGAGAAACCAGCUUAUAUUUUUGACAAAGAUUGAACACUUACGAGUUUUCACAAGAUUCUUCAGUAAAUGCCCACCUGAUAACAAAACCAAAAAAACCGAUGGAAGCAAAGAAAAACGAAAAGAUGACGGAGAAGACGUUCCUAAUAACAUGUUCAAAGUGUUCAAGAAAGGUGAAUGGAGACCCUAUUCUCCAUUCCAAAAUACAAAAAACUGGGCUGAAUAUACAGUUGCUCGUCUGGAUGAUCUUCUGAAUUGGGGACGGAGUCGAUCUUUGUGGCCCAUGACAUUCGGACUGGCAUGUUGUGCUGUUGAAAUGAUGCAAUUUGCGGCUCCAAGAUACGAUAUGGAUAGAUAUGGCGUGGUGUUUCGUGCAUCGCCGCGACAGACAGACGUCAUCAUUGUAGCAGGAACACUAACAAACAAGAUGGCUAUGGCUCUGAGAAAAGUGUACGAUCAGAUGCCGGAUCCCAAAUGGGUGAUUUCGAUGGGAAGCUGCGCUAAUGGUGGAGGAUACUAUCAUUAUUCGUAUUCUGUCGUCAGAGGGUGCGACAGAAUAAUUCCAGUAGAUAUUUAUGUUCCUGGUUGUCCGCCUACUGCUGAAGCCUUGCUCUACGGGAUACUGAUGCUGCAAAGGAAGGUGAAGAGGAUGAACUCUGUACAGGCUUGGUAUAGAAAAUAAAAAUUGAAAGAGUU